UAUAAUAAAUAAUAUAGGCCUAGUAGGCAGGCCUACUUUCCGUGAUAGAUUUUGUAUUACUUGCCCUUCCUUUAGUAGUAGUAGUGGUGGUGGUGGUGUUGUUUACCGGGAACAAUAAAUAAAAUUUAUUCAGUUGGAUGGAAGUCAUAAUCAGUUGCUAUUCUGUUUCUGUGCCUUGGUUCCGGUUAUAUAUCUCAUAUAAGAAUAAGAAAGAAAAAUAAAAAUGGACUCGGAGACUAAAAUUCAAGUGCGUUAUCUGGACAGAAAGUUUUUUCGUAACAUGGUCCGCCAUACCAAUGUUCACAACCGCAUGCAGGAGGAACAGGAAAUGUGGCGAGCGAGGGAAGUUGAAAGCAAGCAAAAGAGAAAAAGGUCGCAUAGCCAGAGCAGUUCACGUCGUUCGAAACAUAAAAAGUCUAAGAGGGUUCAAGAAACAGAUGAAUAUCAUCGUCAUGCCAACAACUUGAAACGAGAACUGACCAAGUGUGACCCGUUGAACUCAGACAGAUGGACUCACAAUGGAUUUCUAGAGCUAUAUCCUGAAGAGACAAAUUUUAAAAUUUCAACAGAUGAAGGAAGUGAGGAAGAAGGAAAAAGAAAGAAAAAGAGAAAGAAACACAAACGGUAAGAACAAAAUUUCUUUUGGUUUAAUCCU
Anneissia japonica is the source of this 655-nucleotide messenger RNA. RefSeq lists its product as uncharacterized. The record is from RefSeq and is a predicted model, not a curated record. Lineage: Eukaryota; Metazoa; Echinodermata; Crinoidea; Comatulida; Comatulidae. The transcript is spliced from 5 exons. The coding region runs from base 224 to 628 and encodes 134 amino acids.